Molecule: messenger RNA, 3035 nt
Organism: Syngnathus acus (greater pipefish)
Lineage: Eukaryota; Metazoa; Chordata; Actinopteri; Syngnathiformes; Syngnathidae
Product: phosphatidylinositol-3-phosphatase SAC1-B
Exons: 20
Coding region: 65-1825 (586 amino acids)
Biological process (GO): phosphatidylinositol dephosphorylation
Cellular component (GO): endoplasmic reticulum
Molecular function (GO): phosphatidylinositol-4-phosphate phosphatase activity
Source: RefSeq, a predicted model, not a curated record
GUUAUGACGGAAGUAGUCGGUGUGGGCUGACACGUCACGGACGGACGAGGUUACCGAAUGAAAGAUGGCGAGCACCUAUGAGAGUUUUAACUUGCGCACCACAGCUGAUAAAUUUUACAUCGAGGCUUGUGACGAUGGAUCUGUGGACGUGUUGGCCAUCGAUAGGGUGUCAACUGAGAUGACGCUCACAGUUAAGAGGGACAUUCCUGCAUCUGCUGAGACCAGGCCAAUAUGUGGACUCAUGGGGACCAUACGCUUGGUGGCAGGUAUGUACCUGAUCAUCAUCACUAAGAAGAAGAAGGUGGGGGACCUCCUGGGCCAUGCUGUAUGGAAGGCUCUGGACUUUGACGUAAUCUCCUAUAAGAAGACAAUACUGCACCUAACAGACAGCCAGAUGCUAGACAACAAGACCUAUUUGUCAAUGAUCAACAACGUCCUACACACAGACAGCUUCUACUUUGCAACAGACUACGACUUGACCCACACUCUGCAACGUCUGGCCAACACCAGUCCUGAAUUUCACGAGAUGAGCCUUCUUGAAAGGGCAGAUCAACGUUUUGUCUGGAAUGGCUACCUGUUGAGGGAAUUUAUUGCACAGCCUGAGUUACACAAGUUUGUGUACCCAGUUGUCCAUGGAUUCAUCACAAUGAAGUCAAGCUGCAUCAAUGGGAAAUUUUUUGACUGGAGUAUCAUCUCCAGAAGGAGCUGUUUCAGGGCUGGUGUCCGCUACUAUGUCCGAGGCAUUGAUUCCGAGGGCCAUGCUGCUAAUUACGUGGAGACCGAGCAGAUAGUGCAGUACAACAGUGCCAAGGCUUCCUUUGUUCAGACAAGAGGCUCAAUACCCUUUUACUGGUCCCAAAGGCCCAACCUCAAGUACAAGCCAAGGCCACAGAUCAGCAAAACAGUCAACCACCUGGAUGGAUUUCAGAGACACUUCGAUUCACAGAUAAUUCUUUAUGGGAAGCAAGUCAUUUUGAAUCUGAUCAACCAGAAAGGCUCAGAAAAUCCACUCGAGAAGACUUUUGACAAGAUGGUGGGUAGCUUAGGAAACGGCACCAUCAAGUACAUAGCGUUUGACUUCCACAAAGAGUGCAGUCGGAUGAGGUGGCAUCGUCUGCACAUCCUGUUGGACAUGGUUGCUGAAAUCCAGGAGGAAUUUGGGUACUUCUUGGUGGAUUCAGAUGGCAAGGUACUGUUAAACCAAGAGGGGACGUUUCGGAGCAACUGCAUGGACUGUCUGGACCGUACCAAUGUCAUUCAGAGCCUGCUGGCCAGACGCUCACUUCAAGCACAGCUGCGGAAAAUGGGCGUCCUCCACAUGAACCAGCCCAUUGAGGAUCAAGCAGACUUUGAAAAAAUGUACAAAAAUGCUUGGGCUGACAACGCAGAUGCAUGUGCUAAACAAUAUGCAGGCACUGGAGCAUUGAAGACCGACUUCACCAGAACAGGCAAGAGAACUCAAUGGGGGCUGCUGAUGGACGGCUGGAACUCCAUGAUUCGAUAUUAUAAAAACAACUUUUCUGAUGGAUUUAGACAGGACUCUAUCGAUCUAUUUCUUGGUAACUUUGCUGUGGAUGAAGCUGAUGUGACUACACCACUGCGUGACCCCAAAGAUUGGAAAUUUCUGACGUUGCCUAUCAUCAUGGUGGUCGCAUUCUCUAUGUGUAUUAUCUGCUUGCUAAUGGCUGGUGACACAUGGACGGAGACUCUAGCUUAUGUCCUGUUCUGGGGAACGGCCAGCGUGGUUACAUGUGGUCUCAUCCUCUUCAAUGGACGUGACUUCGUCGAUGCGCCAAAGCUGGUCCAGAAAGAAAAGAUGGACUGAAUGUGUGCGUGUGGAAAGCAGCUCCGCCCUAGCGAGCUCACCACCUCAUCCUCAGCCUUUUCAUCGCUUUAUCCCCAGCAGCAGCAUCAUCAGGCAUGGAGCCUUUACUAGUACACAGGGGAGAGUUGAGGAUGCCGGUGAGCCAGCAGGGCCGCCUCUUGCAAGACAAGGCACGCAAAACUGUGUGCAUGGACCUGCUGCUAUCCACACGGCUCUAACACAGAGACAGGACAGUCUGGCACAGGCUGACAUGUACGCUGAACUUAGCUCUUAUUCAAUGUCACUGUACCUAUUUUUAGAAGACAAUUGGGGGAUUUAUAUAAAAUUUCACUUUUGCCCCACUCAUUGGGAUCAAACUCAGAAAAGCUGUAAAUUAUUUACUGUAUGUCAGGUUUGCCUUUUCAUCUAUCUAUCCAUUUUCUGAACUACUACUCACGAUGCUCACGAAAGUGCUGGAGCCUAUCCUAGCUGGCAGUAGGCAGGCGACACCUUAAACCGGUUGCCAGCCAAUCACAGGGCACAUACGCAGACGAACAACUGCCUGCUCUCACACUCACACCUACCAGCAAUUUGGAGUGAUCCAUUUGUUUUUGGGGAUGUGGGAGGAAACCGGAUCACUCGGAGGAAACCCACGCAGGCACGGGGAGAACAUGCAAACUCCACACAGGAGGCCCAGAGCCGGAAUCGAAACCACAACCUCCACACUGUGAGACGGACGUGCUAACCAGUGCGUCACCGUGUCACCCUUGCCUUUUCAUAAAGUACAUUAUUAUGCCAACAUACAUGGACCACCCACAAGAAUGAUACCCAAGAUAUGAUACCCAAUAACAAAUCAAAUAUUCUGCUUUGACAGGAAUUUUACUUUGGAUCAUCACUGUGCUUCAUCAUACUGAGGACUAUUAAUGAUUAUUAUUAAGUUAACCAGAAAUGGACACAGUUCUGAUUCUGAAAUCACGUCUGUUCACAACAUUGUUAAAUGAUUACUUCUCAAAGUGUCAACCAAACCAAGCAUUUUAUACUAUGGCAGAAAGUUAGUUAGCCCCCAGCUAAAAAACAUUGAUUUCUCCCUGACAUUGUCACAUUAUUUUCUAAUGCUAUGACACAAUACGCUAGUUUGUGUCAUACGGUUGUACCAAUAAGUCUGGGAGAAGAACUAUUAAUGCACGUUUCAUCAAUAAGAAUGUGAUUAUAAAGUUUCUCCUAAAAGUUA